AUGUCUAAGCAGGAAAAUAUGGGUUGCUGGUCUGCUGAAAAUGCCACAAAAGCAUUCCUUAAAACCAUGAAAAUGGGAAAGAGUACCAAAGAGCCAAAUGGAGCAGAAUUCAUUUCAGCUCUUGCUGCUGGAAACAAUGUGCAAUUAAUCGUUGUUGCAUGUUCCAGCGUUGUGGACUGCACUACACUAGCCCUGGUGGCAGCGGCUCAACAAACCGGUGGACGUGUAAUUUGCAUCCUUCGUGGGCAAGAAGAACUAGAUAUAUCUGAAAAGAUCUUGGGAAGUAAUGCAACUCAAGUUCAGUUUGUUAUGGGAGACGCCCACAUGAUGCUUUCAAACUACUGCAAGGAGGCAGAUUUCAUAGCCAUUGACUGUAAUCUUGAAAACCAUGGAGGAGUUCUCCGAACAAUACAGGAAAGCACCAGGCAACAGAACACCAUAGUCCUAGGCUAUAAUGCAUUUUGCAAGGGGUCCUGGAGGAAAGGCGGUUUGCACACUCAGCUGUUACCAAUAGGGGAAGGAUUGCUGCUGACAAGAAUAUCUGCAAAUGCCAACUUUAAUUAUUAUCCUAUCAAAUCAGGGAAAACAAGCCACUGGGUUGUUAAAGUGGACAAAUGUACUGGUGAAGAACACGUAUUCAGGAUCAGAUCUCCUCUUCAAGGAAGAGUUGUUAAAGCUUAA
Molecule: messenger RNA, 681 nt
Organism: Coffea eugenioides
Lineage: Eukaryota; Viridiplantae; Streptophyta; Magnoliopsida; Gentianales; Rubiaceae
Exons: 2
Coding region: 1-681 (226 amino acids)
Source: RefSeq, a predicted model, not a curated record